Messenger RNA from Archocentrus centrarchus (flier cichlid), 1763 nucleotides. Its product is annotated as protein disulfide-isomerase A3-like. Gene Ontology annotation, biological process: response to endoplasmic reticulum stress; protein folding. Gene Ontology annotation, molecular function: protein disulfide isomerase activity. The transcript has 13 exons. The coding region runs from base 30 to 1517 and encodes 495 amino acids. Lineage: Eukaryota; Metazoa; Chordata; Actinopteri; Cichliformes; Cichlidae. The record is from RefSeq and is a predicted model, not a curated record. Gene Ontology annotation, cellular component: endoplasmic reticulum; cell surface.
UUUUUCAGCUGCUCCUGUUCUGCUGCACCAUGGCGGCCGCUCCGUGCCUCUUUCUCGCCGUCACGUUAGUACUGCUGUCCGGUUUUUCCGCCGCCGCAUCGGCGCACAGGGAGGUGAUGGAGCUCGGGGACACGGACUUCGACUACCUGGCAACGGAGCAUGAGACCAUGCUGGUGAAAUUCUACGCUCCAUGGUGUGGUCACUGUAAGAAAUUGGCUCCCGAGUUUGAGAAAGCCGCCAGUCGGCUGAAAGGAAGUGUUCAGUUAGCAAAGGUAGACUGUACAGCAAACUCUGAGUUGUGCAGUCGUUUUGGGGUCUCAGGUUAUCCCACCUUGAAGAUUUUCAGGUACGGCAAAGACUCCGCCCCCUAUGAUGGUCCUCGAACUGCAGAGGGGAUCUACGAACACAUGAGGAGGCAGACUGGUCCGGACUCUGUCCACCUGAAGACCAAAUACGACCUGCAGGCCUUCGUCAACAACUAUGAUGCCAGCAUUGUCGGUGUGUUCUCAGGUGUGGACAGCCCCCAUCUGGCUGAGUUCACGAAAGCCGCCGCUCUGCUCAGAGAACAGUUCCGGUUCGCUCACACCACCGAAGUGCAGUUAGCUGAAGAGCACGGUGCCAACUCAGAGUGUGUGCUGCUGUUCAGACCUCCAAGACUCACCAAUGCCUUUGAGGACAGCGUGGUUAUCUUCAGAGACUACCUGACCAUCGGCUCGCUGCGGCGCUUCAUCAGAGAUCACAUGUACGGCCUGUGUCCUCACAUGACUUUGGAGAACAGAGACCGUCUGAGAGUCCGAGACCUGCUGACGGCAUACUCUGACCUCGACUACCAUCACAAUAUCCCCGGCUCCAACUACUGGAGGAACAGGGUAAUGAAGGUGGUGUCUAAGUAUGCUGGGCGUGGUCUAACCUUCUCCGUAGCCAAUAAGAAGGACUUUCUGUCUGAGCUGGAGGAAGACUUUGGUGUGGGGAUGUCAGACGGAGGAGAGCUGCCCUUCGUCACCAUCCGAACCCGCCUCGGCCACAAGUACACCAUGAGGGAAGAGUUCACGAGGGACGGUGCGUCUCUGCAGAGAUUUCUGGAAGAUUACUUUGCAGGUCAACUCAAACGUUACAUCAAGUCAGAACCGGUACCUGAAAAGAACUCUGUGGCUGUCAAAGUGGUGGUAGCGGAGUCGUUUGAUCAGCUGGUGAACGACCCAGAUAAAGAUGUUCUGAUCCAGUUUUUCUCUCCGUCAUGUCCUCACUGUAAGAAGCUGGAGCCGGUCUACAAAGAGCUCGCUGACACGCUGCGAUCUGACCCCAACAUCAUCAUUGCCAAGAUGAACGCUGUGGCCAACGAUGUGCCGCUGGGCUACGACGUCCAAGGGUUUCCCACCAUCUACUUUGCUCCAGUGGGGAGGAAGGACGAGCCCAUCAGAUACCAGGGUAACCGUGAGCUCAAAGACUUCCUGCGGUUCCUGAAGCGAGAGGCGAGUCACAGUCUGGUGUUCAGCGGCUUCAGAGAUGAACUGUGACCCCACCUCUCCCCUCACCCACCAAUGAGAAUGGACCGCACUGGCCUCCAUGACAGCAGUGUGGAGGAGGGCCUGAAUCUGGACUUCAGUUGCAGGACAUCAUGUCAGGACAGCCACUGCAUCCAAUCAGAUUCCUCCCUGAUCCCUAAAACACACCACUGUUAGUAAUGCCAUUGUCAGUUGCCUCAUUAUUUAUUUAUUUAUUCAUUUAUUUAUUUGUUUGUUUACACGACAUUGUGCAUCAAA